UAUUAUGUUAAUUAAUUUCAUUUCACAGUUUUAUAUUCGACUUCCACUUCACGCUGUUGCAUCUCUCUCUCUCUCUCUCUCUCUCUCUCUCUAAAACCUCUCUCUCAUUCUUCUUCUCUCUACUCUCUCCUCCCUCCAUGGAUUCUCCUCACCAUUUUUCUGUCGUAAAGGGCGCGAAGGUUCUCAUGGUUGGGGCGGGUGGGAUUGGCUGUGAGCUUCUCAAGACUCUCGCUCUCUCUGGCUUCCAAGACAUUCAUAUUAUUGACAUGGAUACUAUAGAAGUCAGUAAUCUCAACAGGCAAUUUCUUUUCCGACAAUCACAUGUUGGGUUAUCAAAAGCAAGAGUUGCACGGGAGGCUGUCCUAAAAUUUAGGCCUCAAAUAAGUAUUACACCAUAUCAUGCAAAUGUCAAGGAUUCUAACUUUGAUCUGGACUUCUUCAAGCAAUUUAAUGUUGUUCUGAAUGGUCUCGACAACUUAGAUGCAAGGAGACAUGUUAAUCGUCUCUGCUUGGCUGCUGAAGUUCCUUUGGUUGAAAGUGGGACCACUGGGUUCCUUGGACAGGUCACUGUGCAUGUUAAGGGGAAGACAGAGUGCUAUGAAUGCCAACCUAAACCUGCCCCCAAAACAUAUCCUGUGUGUACCAUUACAAGUACUCCAUCAAAGUUUGUUCAUUGUAUUGUAUGGGCAAAGGAGCUUCUAUUUACGAAGUUGUUCGGGGAUAAGAACCAGGAGAAUGAUUUAAAUGUGCGUUCGGGUGAUGCUGCUAGCUCAUCUAAUCAUGUAGAAGAUGUAUUUGAGCGCCGAAAUGAUGAAGACAUUGAUCAGUAUGGGAAGAGAAUAUAUGAUCAUGUAUUUGGUUAUAACAUUGAAAUGGCCUUAUCUAACGAGGAGACAUGGAAAAACCGUAAUAGACCUAAGCCUGUAUACAUUAGGGAUAGCUUGCCUGAUGCGCCAACUCAACAGAAUGGAAAUGUGGAGAAAAAUGGGACAACCAAUGAUCCAUCAUCAGUGUCUGCUAUGGCAUCUCUGGGCAUGAAAAAUCCACAGGAUAUAUGGAGUCUUAAGGAAAACUCAAGAAUCUUUCUUGAGGCUCUAAAGCUAUUUUUCUUGAAAAGGGAAAAGGACAUUGGGAAUUUGACAUUUGACAAGGAUGAUCAACUAGCUGUAGAAUUUGUUACUGCUGCUGCUAACAUUCGAGCUUCUUCUUUUGGAAUUCCUUUGCACAGUCUGUUUGAAGCUAAAGGUAUUGCUGGAAAUAUUGUUCAUGCUGUUGCAACAACCAAUGCCAUUAUUGCUGGAUUGAUUGUUAUUGAGGCCAUCAAGGUACUGCAAAAUGAUACAAAAAGAUAUAGGAUGACAUAUUGUCUUGAACAUCCUUCAAGAAAGAUGUUACUGAUGCCAGUGGAACCAUUUGAACCUAACAAGUCUUGCUAUGUUUGUUCUGAGACACCUCUAUUGCUUGAGAUAAAUAUGCACCGUUCAAAGUUGAUAGAUAUCAUUGAAAAAAUAGUUAAACCCAAGCUUGGAAUGACCUCACCAACUAUCAUGCACGGGUCUGAUAUUCUCUAUGAGACCGGUGAUGAUCUUGAUGAGGAUUUGCUAGCAUCUUAUGCUGCCAAGGCUGACACGGUGCUGUCUGAGCUUAGUUGCCUAAUGAAUGGUGGGUCAAUGCUCACCAUUACUGAUCUUUUCCAAGAGCUGCGUUGCGAUAUCAACAUUAAGCACAGAGAGGCAUUCGAUGAGGAAAAGGAACCCGAUGGAAUGGUCCUUUCCGGAUGGAACCAAGCUCCUUCAGAAGAGAACAAUGGCGGCGACAAGUCACCGGACAACAACGAGAAAGAAACUGUUUCGUCAAAGAAAAGAAAACUUUCGGAGGAUGGCCUCCAAAGCGAAGAAACUACUAGAGCCAAUAAGAAACUCGAAGUCAUUGACGAAGACGACGACCUUGUCAUGCUUGAUGAUGGGGACUUUGGCACCUUCAAAAAACGUCAAAGCUAGUGAUAGUAAUUGUAGUCGAUGGUGGAGUGUAGAUCCUAAUUUUGUACUAUUAGGGGGAGUGAAAAAAAAAACACUGAUUCUUUUGGUGAUCAUAGAAUUGUUCUUUCGAAUAGGGCCUUAUUUUGUAGUCUUUUUUUUUUUCUUUAAUGGAGUUAGGAAAAAAGAUUAAUUAGUUGUCCUUGCUGGUGUUGUUCACACCCCCUUUUGUGGUUAUUAUUAUCACUGUAAUCAAAAUGUGUAUUCUUCCUAGCUCAAUUAACAUAGAGAGAGAGAAAGUGAAAGAGAGAGAGAGAGAGAGAGAAAGAGAGGAACUUUAGUGCAAAUGUUUAAAUUUAUAUAACUUAACUUUUGGAAAUGUGAUCCAAUGACCCUAUUAAUUAAAUACUCUAAUUUUGAGCAUUGGAAGAAAA
Molecule: messenger RNA, 2410 nt
Organism: Cannabis sativa
Lineage: Eukaryota; Viridiplantae; Streptophyta; Magnoliopsida; Rosales; Cannabaceae
Product: SUMO-activating enzyme subunit 2
Exons: 11
Coding region: 138-2000 (620 amino acids)
Biological process (GO): protein sumoylation
Cellular component (GO): SUMO activating enzyme complex; cytoplasm
Molecular function (GO): SUMO activating enzyme activity
Source: RefSeq, a predicted model, not a curated record